AUGUGCGGACCUCGGCCGGCUUCCGACGUCAAGGUGAAGCUGUGGGACGAAGACGACGGCCCCGAUCCGGAUGACGUCUUGGACGAAGGCGUCACUGACGCGGACGGCUUUUUCCAACUUUCGGUCGCGUUUUGUAUCAAUACCAAUAUUUUAACCAACCGAUUUGAGGGAAGCGAACGAGAAAUGACAACAUCGAUCCGGUUUUCAAGGUUUACCACGACUGCGACGACGGAAUCAAGGUUCAAGUCUUGAAUUUGGAUAUAACUUCAGCUUGAAAGUACACUGAUAGCAAUAUCAAAACAAUUUCCCAUGCUUAGCGCCAAAAACCAUCCUUUUCUUCACAGAAAUCAACUUCGAAACUUUAUAACUAGGUAAAAAGGCAAAAGCGUCAAAAAAUUGUUUUUGAAAAAAUCCGGAUGCUCUGAAGUAAGUUUGAGAUUCCUAGAAGUUUCGUUUCCUUUAUGAGGAAAAUCUCCCUUUUUUUUAAAUGAAUCUUCCAACUUUCAGCCUGGUCAGCGAAAGGUGAAGUUCCGGAUUCCGACCCAGUACAUUUCUCCCGGCGGCCAUGCCAAACGUACCUUCGACAUUGGUGUCCUCAACCUCGAAACGAUUUUCCCCAAAGAAGAACGAGACUUUAUUUGAUAAUUGAACUUUCUUACAUUUUUAUUUUAAUAAAUUAACAGAUGCAGAAUAUGUGUUGAAGAUCUAGAAAUUCAACAAUAAAAAGUGAGCUUGAAAAUUAUCCAUUUGCGCGUGAUAUGAAGUUUGAUCCGCAAGUCCGUCAUCUGCGUAAGUUUCAUGAACAGUAAUCGUGUUUUAAAAAAAUCUGAAUUUUUUCUCAUUCCUUUUUUUCUCGUUAUUGUUUGGUUAUCAAUGCUUUUAAUUUUUCUUGUUUUUUGUUACCUGUUAAAAGCUACUUGCAGAAGAUUUAUAAAGGCGAAGUUAUUUGAAAUAUUUUUCAAUACUAUUAAUAACACAAAUUGGCUAUUCUCCUUAAAAUCUCCUGAAAUUCAGUCUAUGCUCUUAAAAAUUUUCGAAAAAUUUUUCAAACAGAUUCUAGAUUGUUCAUGAGAUUCAUAGAUCAUAUUAUAAGAGCUUAUCGGAAAAAAAAUACCAUUUUUGGCGUGAUAUUUUUCAGAUUAUUAGUGCAAAGAGCUUUGAAGUUUUACAACUUUGUCUUUUUUAAAUUCUUAUCAAGCUGAAUUGGUGAAUAAGGUUCAUGCGUUUGACUUUGUAAAGUGAGUAGAUUGAACUCAUUGAGCGGAAGGAAAAUGAUUUUUGAUCCCCGUGAAGAUUGCAUUUUAGUGCUUGCGCCAUUUUUAGAAGGACCUGGCAGGGCUGUCGGCUCAACUCAUGGGCGGCGAUGUGAAGUUCAAGGAUAGAUCCCCUCUGCUACAAAGGUUGAAAAAUUAUAAAAAGUUUAUUUUUUUAAAAAAUUCUACAAGUUAUCCAAAGGCGCAAGGGUCGCGUGGUGAAAAAUUAAAAAAAGGUUUACUUUCAUCAACGAAUUUCAACCUGUCUUUUUUUAACAAUAUUGUUCAACCUUUUUUUCGCGAUUCGUCUGAUUUAGUGCGCUAAACUUGAAAAAUUUAUCAUUUUUUGCAAAUUUCCUCCAUUCGAAUUUCAAUAAAUUGCUUCAUCUCUUGCCUUUUUUUUUUCUGAAACUAGGAAAAAAUAAUUUACAGCUAUGAUUCAAGAAGCUUGGGAUUGGCAUGGAACCGGCGGUCGAUGUCGAUUUCCUGCAGUCUCAUCAACCUCCGACUUCGACAGAUGGCCAUGAUGGUGCUCACCAUUUUCGGACUUUUCUCCUCGAUUUACGUCAUUUAUUUGCUCUACUUUUCUUAUAUGGACUACGUUGAGAAGCUAGCCAUCGAUGAAGUUUUGGUAAUUUUUCUCUGAUUUUUAUAAAAACUAAUUUUUGAAUUUUCAGCCACCGCAAAAGUGGGAUUUUGAGGAGAGCCCUCACUUGAAAUCUACUGAAGUCGAAGCCAAUUUUAUUGAAUGGCAAAAGGAUUAUUUUAACAGGUUUGCAAUAUGUUAUGCCGUUUUCAAUGUAUAGCUGACUUACGGCUACCUGUCUGCGCUCUCCACGAUCCAGACGCUAUCUUUUAUUUUCGUGUCAGGACCCUUUUUUUGAUGGCUCAAAUCAGCCGUGACACAGCUAUCAUUUCCGCGAAAUGUAAAACUAUCUCUGACUCUCCAAAAUUCGGAUAUCUUUUUCUUUCUCUGACGGCUAUUUUGGAUUUCGCAGAAUCACUUUAUACACGACAUUAACUUUUUAUCAAUUUUUUUUUGUUUCAAGGAGCGUAAAUCCCCAUUUACGGUGCGGCGAGUUUUUCGACGAUUAUAACAAUGAGACUCGGAAAAGUUACGUUGAAGCGGGGCGGAUGACACUGCCGGAGGUUUGAAAGUACUUUUAAGAAAUUUUAGUAGCAGUUAGAUUAACAAUUUUUCUUUUAGAGGCCGAAAAAAUGGCCCCUAAAGAUAUAUAGGGGUUUGGGGUCUAACCUCUUAGUUCUGAAGCUUAAGUGGUCCCAUAAGAAUCAUUAAAAUGAUUCAAAAAAAAAGUUAAUUUUUUGUUUUAGCAUAAAAAUGCUUCUUCGUCUAUUAUCGACUACCAUGUCCCCUGUAGGGAAAACUAACUAAAAUCCAUAUUAGGGACUGGUUUUGCAAGCGUAAGUGGCCACUAUAGGGGUUUAAGAUCCGACCUCUUGGCCCCUGAAGCUCAAGUUGACCCUAUAGGGGUCUUUCAAUUUCAUUCAAAAACGCUUAUUUAUUCAGUUCUUCCCUAUGGAAAUGCUUCUUUGCUUACAGUUCAUAGCAUGUCUCCUAUAGGGACCACCUUUUCAAGCUUUAGUGACCCCUAUAAGGAUCGGUAAAGUGACUCCCAGAGAAGCCCCUAAGGUUACCCUAUAGAGACCACUCUGGAGGUCCUUCACGAUCGACAAUUCCUCAAUGUUAGAAAAUCAGAAAAAUGCUUUUUAGGAAAAAUUGAACUUCUCGAUGGACUGCAACUCAAUUCGACGCCGUAUUUUUGGAAAUACCUUUUUUACAAAGUCGGACCGGCCUUUAGCGUACAGUCGCCUCGUUUAUAGGGUCUGAAAUUAUAUAUUCAUUGAAUAAUAUCCGUAUUUUAAGUCGUAUGCCCUCCAAGAGGCGCUUCUGUCCAUGUCUUACCAUCCGGACGACUGGUACUGUUAUGCGAUCGAUCAAAAGGCCAGCUGCAGGUUCAAAUCGGAGAUGAAGGUCCUCGGCGCCUGCCUCGAUAAUGUCAUCGUUCUUGAUGAGGUAAUUAGAGGUUUUCAGUGAAUAUUAAUAGUUGAAAAGCGGUUUUUUUUAAUCAAUCGGGCCAUACGUCGGCAUAUCCUCUUUUUUUUCGAACUUACAUGAGCUUCAGACCAAUUUUAUAAGCAGAGCAAACAUUAGCACGUUUUUAUUUAGAUUUACUGGUCCUGGAGAUAGUUUUAAAAUAAACAUCGUAGAAAAGAAUCAUUAUCUUUCACAAGAAAAUUCAGCCAAUUCGUAAGUUGAUGAACUGGAAACUUCCAUCAAGAUCAAUAUAAUUUAAAACAUUUUCUUAUAAGUUCUUUGUAUUAAAGUUGGUUUGGACCGAAUUACCUCACUAGGAAUUCAUUUUGGUUUUUACGAUAUUUUUUCUAGAAUAAGCCUGAAAGUGGGCGGAGCUUAGUCCAACCUGGUUCAAAAGGUCGCUCACCAUCUAUGGUAGUGAGGAGAUCGCCCAGGAGCUGAAGUUGACAUUUUUGUACCAAAAUUUUUAGUAAUUGCUCGAUUUUCUGAGAGAACACUUUUUUUUCAAAAUUCCGAGACCUAAAGCGCAGAGAGAGAGGGUUCUCUGAAUUAAUUCUUCCCUUUUUUCUUGGUCUCAAUGAUUAAAGUCAUCAGAAAAAGGAUAAUUAUUAGGAAUUCGAUCUGAACUCGUCCGGCCGCGACUACAACCGCGGUGGCUUGGCCUGUUUUGAGAAAUUGCGCGCCAAGGACUGGUUUCACGUUAUGAGCCUGCAGGUAUCGUUUUUAUUUGUUUGUCUUUUUUUAUUUUUGAAUUUUUGAAUACAUUUUCGAUUGAAAAACUCGGUAUAGGUCAUUCCGCGCCAGCUUGUCACGAUUUUAAAUUUCCUCAAAGCUAGAGAGCCCAUUUCGGCGCUUCGCUUCGAUGCUCUCGGUGUGCCCUCUUGCGUGCGCCUUUAAUAAAAACAUUAUUUCUGAUUAAGAUAUUGCUUCAAUCUUCUCUAUCUCUUUUAUUAAUUUACGAGGUUGUUUUUUUAAUGGAUUGAUUUCAUUUUUCGCUUUAACUAUACACACUCAGAUUCUGUGCUGGAUUUGUAAAAAAAAAGAAAAUCAAAAAGAUUGAAUUAUUAUUUUUUAAUUGUUAUUAAGGAAACCGACUGUUCGAGCUUUUCGUGCAUAUAAUUUUUGGGUUAGUUUGAUAUUAAAUUUGAUGUUACAACUGUUUUUGUAGAGUAUGAAAACUCCAAAAAUUCGGAAAUAAUGAGUUUUAUUAAAGGCGCACGCAAGAGGGCACACCGAGAGCAUCGAAGCGAAGCGCCGAAAUGGGCUCUCUAGCUUUGAGGAAAUUUAAAAUCGUGACAAGCUGGCGCGGAAUGACCUAUAUUGGGCAUAAAGACACGUAGGAAAAAUUAGUUUUUUUUUGUUAUUUUUUAUAUGAACUUUCUGGUGAUUUUCAAGUAGCAGAGGGUUUUUUUACGGCUUCCAAAGUUUGAGGCAGUUUAUUAUAACCUGAAAAAAAGUUAUUCUGAAAAAAAUUUAUCUCCAGAACAAUGACAUGAUCGUGAAGACACACGAGGAAAUGGUCGCCGUCAGCAAAUUUCUGAACAUUUCUUCGAACACCGGCUCCGAACCUCCCAAAAGAGAAAGGCGAGGAGUUUUCAGAGAAAAGAAGUCCAAUAGAAAUAUAAGAUCUCUUUUUUUUGUUUUUUUUUUUUUGACUAGGAACGCUUUUCAGGCCUCAAUGAAUAUUUUGAUAAGUCUGAAGUUCACUUAA
Molecule: messenger RNA, 5020 nt
Organism: Caenorhabditis auriculariae
Lineage: Eukaryota; Metazoa; Nematoda; Chromadorea; Rhabditida; Rhabditidae
Source: the annotation of a GenBank genome assembly